AUGGCCACCUCAGUGCUAGAGCAUCACAUGAAUAAUGCAGCAGUGGAAUUCGUGGACUACUUUCCGUCCAUGAUUCUGCAGCUUGGAGAUGAAGCCUUCCUUGCCGAGCUGUGCAGCGGAUUUCGGCUGCUGAUGGACGUGGAGAAAGGGGUCAUCACGUUCGAAAGCUUGAAGCGGAACAGCCUCUUGCUGGGGAUUCAUGACAUUGGGGAUGAUGAGCUUGUGUGGAUGUUGAUGGAAGGUGAUCUCGACGGAGACGGGGCUCUGAGCCAGUUGGAGUUUUGCAUUCUCAUGUUUAGGUUAAGUCCAGGUCUGAUGGAUGCAGAACCGAAUAAGCAGGUUUGGACGGAGAAUGUUGAUCGCCGUCAUCAUCAUGUAGGGUUUCAGUGA
Messenger RNA from Argentina anserina (silverweed cinquefoil), 390 nucleotides. Its product is annotated as calcium-binding protein PBP1-like. The record is from RefSeq and is a predicted model, not a curated record. Bases 1 to 390 code for a protein of 129 amino acids. NCBI's taxonomy places the organism in Eukaryota, Viridiplantae, Streptophyta, Magnoliopsida, Rosales, Rosaceae. The transcript has a single exon. Gene Ontology annotation, molecular function: calcium ion binding.